Messenger RNA from Xiphophorus hellerii (green swordtail), 2460 nucleotides. RefSeq names its product taste receptor type 1 member 1-like. The transcript is spliced from 6 exons. Lineage: Eukaryota; Metazoa; Chordata; Actinopteri; Cyprinodontiformes; Poeciliidae. Gene Ontology annotation, molecular function: G protein-coupled receptor activity. Gene Ontology annotation, cellular component: plasma membrane. Gene Ontology annotation, biological process: G protein-coupled receptor signaling pathway. The record is from RefSeq and is a predicted model, not a curated record. The coding region runs from base 1 to 2460 and encodes 819 amino acids.
AUGAAACAUUUUAUUGCCGCCGUGUGUAUGAUGGGACUUUUUCUCCAAGGCAUCACAAAAUCCACACUGAGACACUCAGAGUUUCAACUGGAAGGAGAUUAUUUACUUGGUGGACUUUUUGACAUCCAUUUUAUCAGCUCACCUCCUUCACAGAAAAGACCUGAAGCCAUCGACUGUUCUAGGGAGAUUUUCCUUCUUCCAAAUUACCGAAGGUUUCAGUUGAUGAGAUUCACGGUUGAGGAAAUAAAUAACUCCACCACCCUGCUGCCAAAUGUCACCCUUGGCUACGAGCUAUUUGACCACUGCUCGGACACACGCAGCUUCACAGAUAUCCUCAAGCUCAUCUCCGUCGAUGGCUCCAUCCAACCUUGGCGGGAGCCAUCAAAGAAUCGGUCCAAAGUGAUAGCACUGAUUGGUCCUUUCACCAGCACACAUACCCUGACUGUAGCACCGUUUUUCAUGGUGGAUCACAUUCCUGUGGUCAGUUAUGGCAGCACUGCUUCAGUUUUUUCCGAAAAAUGCAAAUACCCGUCUUUUCUACGAACAGUGCACCCCAAUCAGGACACUGUAGGAGUGAUUGCCAUGAUUCUUCAACACUUCAGCUGGCGUUGGGUUGCUUUCCUCCACAGCAACAAUGACUUUGGCGUCGACGGCUUGGAGAUCUUCAUCAAAAGGAUUAAAAACACCGACAUCUGCCUGGCUUAUUCCAAGGCCCUUGCUGAAGACACUGAUUACUCACUAGUCUUCAAACAGAUGGAGAAACAAAACCUAAAUGUGAUUAUUGUGUUCGCGCCAAAGAUUUACGCCGAAGCCGUCAUUAAAACUGCAAUUGAGCAGAAUGUCACCAACAAAGUGUGGAUAGCGGAUGACGGAUGGUCUUUAAACAAAAAGCUCCCCAACAUGAAGGGAAUCAGAAAUAUUGGAACUGUACUCGGGGUUGCUCAGCCAGUGCUAACAAUUCCUGGUUUCGAUGAUUUUAUCUACUCUACGGUAGGGCGGGCAAUCAAAGCAGAUGCCGAGCAGCAGACGUGCAAUCAGGUUUGCAACUGCAGAAAUCUGACUGCUGGACAAAUUAUUGCAGCAGAUCCGUCGUUCUCUUUCCCGAUUUAUUCCGCUGUGCAUGCUGUUGCCCGGGCUUUACAUAACAUCCUACAAUGUGAAACUGACAGAUGUGAUAGCGCUAUACCGGUGCAGCCAUCUAUGGUGGUAGAAGAACUCAGGAAGUCCAACUUCACAUUGCUGAACCAGAGUGUCCUAUUUGAUGAGAAUGGAGACCCAAAUUUUGGGCACUUUUCAAUAGUUUUCUGGAACCACAGUGGCAAUGCUCAGGAGGUUGGCUUCUACCAUUUUAACCAAUCUCCUAACUUCUACAUCAACAAUACCCAAAUUCAGUGGCACACAGACGAAGAGGUUCCGAUCGCAAUUUGUUCCCCCGAAUGUCCAACAGGAUAUGCAAGAAAAACAAUUGGAAUCCAUAAAUGUUGCUUCAGGUGUGAAAUAUGUCCACCUCAAACAUAUGUCAACAUCACAGAGGAUCCCUACAACUGCAUCAGCUGUAAGGAGACAGAGUGGUCUGAAGAAGGAAGUACAUCAUGCAACCUGCGGCUAGUGGAGUACGUUCCCUUUACAGACAGCAGAGCUAUACUGGUAAUGGCCGGGAACUUCAUCUUGCUGGGUCUCAUUCUGGCUGUAGCUCUCCUCUUUGCCGUCAACUACCACACUCCUGUUGUCAGAUCUGCUGGAGGACCGAUGUGCUUCCUGAUCUUAGGCUGCCUCACUCUGUGCAGUAUCAGUGUGUUCUUUUACUUUGGUAAGCCCACAAAUGCUUCUUGCGUCUUGAGGUAUGUCCCAUUUCUUCUGUGCUACUCCGUUUGUCUGGCAUGUUUUGUUGUGCGCUCCUUUCAGAUUGUUUGCAUUUUUAAAAUAGCUGCCAAGUUCCCCAAACUCCAAAGCUGGUGGAUAAAAUAUCACGGCCAAUGGCUGCUCAUCACAGGGACAUUCUCAACUCAGGCCAUGUUGAUUCUCAUUAGCUUUUCUUCUCACCCUCCCAGACCAUACAACGAGACAUCAUGGUACCAGGACCAAAUUGUUCUGAGCUGUGACUUAAAUCUCGCUGUAGCUUCUUGUUCUUUUAUUAUUCUCCCUUUGCUUUGUUGCCUUUGCUUCAUUUUCUCCUACAUGGGAAAAGACCUGCCAAAGAAUUACAACGAGGCCAAAGCCAUAACCUUCUGCCUGCUGCUGCUGAUCCUCACCUGGAUAGUGUUUGCUACUGAAUACCUGCUUUACCGUGGAAAGUACAUCCACACUCUCAAUGCUUUGGCAGUUCUGUCAAGUCUUUACUCUUUUCUCUUGUGGUAUUUCAUCCCAAAAUGUCACAUCAUGAUUUUUCAGGCUAAUAAAAACACACAGAAAUAUUUUCAAGGUCUUAUUCAAAAUUAUACCAAAACAAUUUCCCAGUAG